CGGAGUGUGGAGGGAACCGAAGCGUGCAAGGAGUACCCACGUAAUCGUCGCGUAGACGAAGAAGCCGUCAAUGUUGGCCGAUAUGAUCAUGGCCAGCUGAAGCACCGCCAUGUCUUACGCCAGUGGAGCUGCCUGCGAAAGGCUAAGAAAGUGUACCGCAACGCCGCUGACUGAGCCCUCAGAAUAACCUGCGACAUUGCUCUCGGCCAUCCCAGUACAACGCAGGCCGUGCGCGGACUCUUGCAGCCGCGAGCGUCGUAAGUAAUGGUAAGCCGUGUUGGCGGUCCAUCGUCCGUCGUAUUGCCGUUGGUGGAGCCGCGUGGAAAUAAUGACGCCGCUACCUGCACAUGGCCUGUGGCCCUUCGGCCGCAGCCUGCAGAACCAGACCUCCACGGGCUGACAUCUGUAAAUGCUGCACCAACCAUGAAUUUCGCUACGACGAGGCGGGACGACAGCAUCCUGAUCGUUUGCUCGGAGACUCUGCUCCUCAAGGCAGCAGGCUGUGGAGUCCAUACUGCCACGAAGUUAUGGUCUUCUGCAAUGGGAGGACCUAACCCACACAGUAUACCCGGUCAAUGGACAUGUGAACAUUGCCAGAAGCACACAGAUUGCCUCAUUCAUAGCCCGGCAAUGCUCUGCUCGGCUUACCGCAGCUCGUACGUGAUAGGAAACAAUGCAUAGAAGUGCCGAGAAGACUGACCGAUAGUAAGCAGAGAAGACAGUCGGCGGGCAAACUGAUGCGCGACGCUUGAUCAUCCCAAUUCGGUCGGCUGGGGCUAUAAUCACGAUCAGCCUUGUGUGCCCGACACAGCGCCCCUCUAUUCGUCGUACAUCUGCUCAAACGGGGCCUUCUGUAUGAGUGUCAAGUUUCGCGCGUCGUGGACGAAGACAUGGCUGUCCCGUAGUACUAACUCUCAAGCUUUCCCAU
Baudoinia panamericana UAMH 10762 is the source of this 928-nucleotide messenger RNA. RefSeq lists its product as uncharacterized. The record is from RefSeq and is a predicted model, not a curated record. NCBI's taxonomy places the organism in Eukaryota, Fungi, Ascomycota, Dothideomycetes, Mycosphaerellales, Teratosphaeriaceae. Bases 265 to 681 code for a protein of 138 amino acids. The transcript has a single exon.